Molecule: messenger RNA, 1272 nt
Organism: Polyodon spathula (Mississippi paddlefish)
Lineage: Eukaryota; Metazoa; Chordata; Actinopteri; Acipenseriformes; Polyodontidae
Product: protein NipSnap homolog 2-like
Exons: 10
Coding region: 40-900 (286 amino acids)
Cellular component (GO): mitochondrion
Source: RefSeq, a predicted model, not a curated record
UUUUCUGAAUCACGGGCAGCGCAGCUCCUCCAAAGGAAGAUGGCGAACCGAGUCCUCCACAGCCUCGGCAGUGGCCUGAAUCAGGCCAGAAACAGGGUCCGAGCACAAGGACUGGCUGUUUGCACAAGCAGGGGACUGGCAGCAUCCAACCACAGACAGGGUGAGGACAGCUGGUUCAAGUCCCUGUUUGUGAGGAAGGUCGAUCCAAGAAAAGACGCUCAUUCUAAUCUUAUAGCCAAGAAGGAGACGAGCAACCUCUACAAAAUUCAGUUUCAUAAUGUAAAGCCUGAGUGUCUGGAUGCCUACAAUAAGAUUUGUGAAGAUGUUUUGCCAUCGAUCCAUGCUGAUAAGCAUUACCCCUGUGAGCUGGUGGGAACCUGGAACACGUGGUACGGAGAGCAGGACCAGGCUGUUCAUCUGUGGAGGUAUGAUGGAGGUUAUCCUGCCCUUACUGAGGUCAUGAGUAAACUUAGGCAAAAUAAGGAAUUCAUGGAAUAUCGGAAUGAGAGAGGAAAGAUGCUGCUGUCCCGUAAGAACCAGCUUCUGUUGGAGUUUAGUUUUUGGAACGAGCCUGUACCUCGCAAGGGCCCCAAUAUAUAUGAACUGAGAAGCUACCAGCUCAGACCUGGGACAAUGAUUGAGUGGGGUAAUUACUGGGCUCGGGCUAUUGGAUACCGUCAAGAAAACAGCGAAGCAGUAGGAGGCUUCUUUUCACAAAUCGGAGAACUCUACAUGGUGCAUCACCUAUGGGCUUACAAAGACCUGCAGUCACGGGAGGAUACCAGGAAUGCAGCAUGGCAACAGGAGGGCUGGGAUGAGUGUGUGUAUUACACAGUUCCUCUUAUCCAGCACAUGGAAUCCAGGAUAAUGAUUCCUAUGAAGAGUUCUCCACUCCAGUAGACAGCUCAAGAAAUCCCUGCAUCCCUGCAAGAAACCGACGAAGUGGUGUGUGCUUUCGAUGGCAUCUGAAGCUGCUGUGAUCAUCGGGAGAUAUUUUAACAAACUGUAACUGUCAGCCCCCCCACCCAUUUAAAAAAAUAAAAUAAAAUAAUAAUACAUGAACAGAAACACAGCACAUCUAACUUUAAAAGAUGUUAGACUGGAACUCCUCCACACUCCAUAUUAGAUAUCUUCAGAAUGAAUUUGUGGCAAAACAAUAUAAAACGCAACAUUCCAGUUUUUAAGAAUACUUUGGUUUCUGUUGAUCUUCCAACCUUUCUAAUCAGCCAUUCAUUUUCUCAUGAACCUGUACAUGGGUACUGUCUAAAGGGU